GAAAUAAUGAUGAACUUUGAAUUGAGGAAAUAUCGAAUUUUGGAACUCGAAAUGGAUUUUCCAUCAGAAUUGCAUUGAUUAGCACUCCACUACAUCAUAGAAGGAUAAGUUCUCUGGAAAUAAAAACUGGACUAGCAGACUGAAAAACGGUGGGCAGAGGGACCUACUGUGAAAUACUUACCUAGCUCUUAUAGCAUAUCCCUCUCUACCUUUCUACCUUACUCCCACCUCCCACUGUCAUCCAAAACACAAUUUGGACUUCUCUCACCAGUUUACCAUCAUUUACAUGCACACACACACAGACAGACAAAUAGACACCUCUGAACUUUUAAUCUUAAUUCUCAAUAUCGUCGACACCAAUAUGCCCAUAGUGCCCAUCAACGUAGCGAUGUCGGAAGCAAGUUUCCAACCAAGAGGAAGUGGUCAACGAGGAAGCAAUGAUGCAAAGCAAGGCCUCCUUCAAGAAACCUGUUACGAGAAGAGCUCCGAGAAAGUUCAUGAGAAGCCGGCCAAAGAAUCGUUGGUUUCAAAAUUCAAAUUCUCAAAGUCAAAGCCAGAUUUGAAUACACAGGAGGAGAAAACAGAAAAGGAGCAGGAGAAAGAGAGCAAGAAGAGGAUCAAGGAGAAUGAGAAAAUCGAGAAAGAGAAGAAAGAGAACGAGAGAAAAAUGGAAAAGAAGAUCAGAGCCGAAGAGAGAAAGAUAUCGAAGGAAAAGCUGAGGGAGACCGAAAAGAAAAUCCAAGAGGAGAAGAAAAUCUUGAAGGAGAAAAUAAAAAUUGAAAAAAAGGAGAUUGAAAAUGAAAUAAGCCAUAUUAAAACCGAGUACAAGCGGAGAAAUAAGAGAAUUGAGGCUGAAGUAGAAGAUUUUGACCGGAGAUGCCCGAAAGAUGAACACCAGUUAGUGAAGGAUGGCCAACCACUUUGGGAGAUGCUGUUACGCCUAGAUGAGGAAUGCCGUUAUAAAGAUGCCUUGGCGAAACACGAGAAAGAUAAUCAGAUAGAACAGUUGAAGUCAAAGAUGAAAGCACUGGACUUGCAAUUGUCAAUGCCAGGAGAAGAGGUAUUACAAUUCCCCAAGUGGACGACACUGGACGACAUAGUCAAGGAGCAAGAAAGAGAACGACCGGGAAAAUCUACGCAGAUGGAAGAAUCUGUAGCACAACCCAGACAACCCGCACAAUCCGACGAAGAAGAACCCACCAAGGAAUGCACCUUACCCGUCGUCUCCCAAGAGGUUGACCAUUCUAUGGAAGACAAUCCCUUCUAUGUGCCUGGCGAGUUCAAGUAUCAGAAGAUGGAAGAAUGGGACUCCGACACUUGCAAGGAGUGGAUCUAUGAUUCUAAUGAUGAUGGCCUCACAGGCCCCGAACUACGGCACUUGUUGUUCCAAGUAAAAAAGAUGCCACCCGUCUGUGGAAAACGUAUGUUUGGGGCAACGGAAGAGGAGUGGGCUCAGUGGUUGGGUGUUCAUGGUCUGUUAACCUAUGACAAAUUGCAGAAGAUCGCUGAAGUGGUGAAGGUGGAUAUGUAGAAAGGGAAAGGAGGUAUCUAUAGAAGUCGAAGCGAAAGCGGCAAUAGAAUGGUGUUAUGGAUCCGACAGUGUACCGAGAGAAAUGUAAAAGCAACCAGACAUAGAGGACUGCUCACUUGAACAUGCCGCCUAUAGAUAUACUGUAGAUACAUCACAUAGUUGACACCACAAUCUCAAUGUCAAUAACA
Messenger RNA from Botrytis cinerea B05.10, 1719 nucleotides. RefSeq lists its product as hypothetical. Lineage: Eukaryota; Fungi; Ascomycota; Leotiomycetes; Helotiales; Sclerotiniaceae. The coding region runs from base 287 to 1531 and encodes 414 amino acids. The record is from RefSeq and is a predicted model, not a curated record. The transcript has 2 exons.